Molecule: messenger RNA, 453 nt
Organism: Temnothorax curvispinosus
Lineage: Eukaryota; Metazoa; Arthropoda; Insecta; Hymenoptera; Formicidae
Product: BTB and MATH domain-containing protein 43-like
Exons: 1
Coding region: 1-453 (150 amino acids)
Biological process (GO): regulation of proteolysis; proteasome-mediated ubiquitin-dependent protein catabolic process
Cellular component (GO): cytoplasm
Molecular function (GO): ubiquitin protein ligase binding
Source: RefSeq, a predicted model, not a curated record
AUGACAGAUGAAUUAGUAACGGAUAAUGAGAUACAAUCUUUUGAACAGAUUUUAAUGUAUAUUACAACUGGCUCAACGUUGCAACUGGAACAACGUUAUUACAUGCUUAAAAAUUUAUUAACAGCGGCUGAUAAGUAUGAUGUACCAACUUUGAAAUUAGCAUGUGAACAUUAUUUAUUACGCCAUAUUACGUUUGAAAGUGCUGUGGAACUUAUACAGCUUGCGAUCUUGUCUAAUGCAAAAUUUUUAGAAACGCAUUCGGCAUCUUUUAUUAAACUUCACAUAAAAGAAUUUAGGGACACUAAAGCAUUUCAAAGUCUAUCGCAAGAAAAUUUAAGUAAGAUAAUGGAAUAUAUUGAGAAAAGUAAACCACUUGAAAUCAGCACUCGUAAAUUUUCGUCACCAUUUAUGACAGAUAAGAAAUUCACAUUGGCUAAUAUUGGAUUCACGUAA